Molecule: messenger RNA, 770 nt
Organism: Achroia grisella
Lineage: Eukaryota; Metazoa; Arthropoda; Insecta; Lepidoptera; Pyralidae
Product: mitochondrial transcription rescue factor 1
Exons: 4
Coding region: 73-666 (197 amino acids)
Molecular function (GO): RNA binding
Source: RefSeq, a predicted model, not a curated record
CCUAAUUUUAUUUUUAUGUGUUAACUUUUAUUCAUUAUAAUUAUUAUAUUUAAUGUUUAUUGUAAAACAAUAAUGAAUUACCUAUGGAGACGCGUUAUAACUCCUGUUUUUGUUUGCCGUAGAGCAAAGUUACAAAUUAUAACAAAUCAAUCUUUACACCAAUUAAAUAAAAAUAUAAACAUAACCUCAAAUCCGUUAAACAAUAAUGUAUACAAUUUAAUUGUUCGAUAUAAGUCUAAAAAGCAAAGUCAACACGAUUCAGAUGAUGAAGAUGAUGAUUAUAAUGAUGAUUCAUCACUUAAGAAAGAUUCAAAAGUCGUAAAAUUCUCUACCACAUCUCUCCGAACAGAUGCUAUACUUAAAAGUGCUUUAGGAGUUGCAAGAAAUAAAAUAGAACAAGUAUUCUAUGAAAGCAAAAUUAGGAUAAAUGGCAAGAAGAUACUCAAGAAAAGUGCUUCUGUCAGAAUAGGUGAUGAAAUUGAUGUUAUAAAAAUGGUUAGUCCAAACAACCCUGACCAUUUAUAUGUAUCCCGUGUAGAAAUACUCAAUGUAGCAGCUAAAGAGGAGAGUAUUGUUAUUACUGCCAGGAGGUUCAAAAAUUUACUUAUUGAAAACUAUGAACUGGAUCCAUACAAAGCUAGUUCUUCUACAGACACAGACUCUUAAAAUAUUUAGUUAAAUUAGUAAUGAAUGUAAAUUGUAAAUAGCUUUAUGUACCUACAAUAUUAAAUAAAAAAUAUAAAUGUUUCAUUUAUUUAUUUUAAUAAUAA